AAAUUAUUGUGAACUGUUUUGCAUAUAUUCCAAGAUGCGAUUAUCCUUCCCUAUCUCUUGUCUCAAAGACUUUCAAUCGUUUAAUCACUUCGAUCGAGCUGAACAUUGUACGUUCACUCUUUCAACGGACCGAAAACGUUCUCUAUGUUGCCUUGAGAUUCAGCCAUGAAGAAGACCCUAUUUGGUAUACUCUCAAUCAAAAACCUUACAAAAAUAAAUCUAACUCUUGUAUCCAUAAAUUGGUUCCAUUGCCUUCAUGCCCGUCUUUGCCUUGUUGGGGAUCUUCUGUUAUUGCAAUUAGGCCACAAGAUCUAUGUUUUUGGUGGAUGUAUCAAUGGCGAUAUGACUUCUAAUGUGUUUGUUAUCGAUUGCCUACAUGGAACAUUUCAAUUUCUUCCUAGUAUGCGUGUGCCACGUGGCUGUGCGGCGUUUGGUAUCGUAGAUGGGAAGAUUUAUGUAAUUGGAGGGUAUAAUAAGGCAGAUUCGUUGGAUAAUUGGGUUGAGGUUUUUGACCUCGAGAAGCAAACUUGGGAGUCUUUUUCAGGAUUGUGUAAUGAAGAGUUGUCCAAGAUAACGCUCAAGAGUGUUGUGAUGAACAAGAAGAUUUACAUAAUGGAUCGUGGAAAUGGCAUUGUUUUCGAUCCUAAGAAAGGUGUAUGGGAGAGGGACUUCUUAUUGGAUAGAGAUUGGGUAGUUGGUUCGUGCGUUAUUGACAACAUGUUGUAUACUUUUGGUUUUGACAGUGUAAAACGUAUUUAUCGAGUACGUGUCUAUGAUCCAAGUGUUAGGGUGUGGAGUUUCGUGAAAGGUAUUGAAGAUAUACCAAAAAUGGAUGGAACUCUUGGGUCUAGAAUGGCAAAUCAUGGCGGAAAGCUCGUAAUUUUGCUCAACCUUGAUAAAAAUGGAGGAACAGAGCUUUGGUGUAUAAAAAUUGCACUGGAAAGGCGAGGACAACAAGGAGAGAUUUGGGGAAAGAUUUUGUGGUAUAAUCUUGUGCUAACUUUGGAAAAUUCAUCAACAAUUGUUGAAUGUUUCGAUAUAACGAUUUGA
This is a messenger RNA of Arabidopsis thaliana (thale cress), 1050 nucleotides long. RefSeq names its product Galactose oxidase/kelch repeat superfamily protein. The transcript has a single exon. The record is from RefSeq and is marked reviewed. The coding region runs from base 166 to 1050 and encodes 294 amino acids. NCBI's taxonomy places the organism in Eukaryota, Viridiplantae, Streptophyta, Magnoliopsida, Brassicales, Brassicaceae.